Lutra lutra (Eurasian river otter) is the source of this 659-nucleotide messenger RNA. RefSeq names its product transcription initiation factor IIA subunit 2-like. The transcript has a single exon. Bases 75 to 404 code for a protein of 109 amino acids. Lineage: Eukaryota; Metazoa; Chordata; Mammalia; Carnivora; Mustelidae. Gene Ontology annotation, biological process: transcription initiation at RNA polymerase II promoter; RNA polymerase II preinitiation complex assembly. Gene Ontology annotation, cellular component: transcription factor TFIIA complex. Gene Ontology annotation, molecular function: RNA polymerase II general transcription initiation factor activity; TBP-class protein binding. The record is from RefSeq and is a predicted model, not a curated record.
GCGGUGGGAAGCGCCUUCCCCACAGGACAUCAAUGCAAGCCUGAAUAGGAAAAACAACUUCUUCUUCCUAAGCCAUGGCAUAUCAAUUAUACAGAAAUACAACUUUGGGAAACAGUCUCCAGGAGAGCCUUGAUGAGCUCACACAGUCUCAACAGAUCACCCCCCAACUUGCCCUUCAAGUUCUACUUCAGUUUGAUAAAGCUAUAAACUCAGCAUUGGUGCAGAGGGUCAGAAACAGAGUCAAUUUCAGGGGUUCUCUAAAUACAUACAGAUUCUGCAAUAAUGUGUGGACUUUUGUAUUGAAUGAUGUUGAAUUCAGAGAGGUGACAGAACUUAUUAAAGUGGAUAAAGUGAAAAUUGUAGCCUGUGAUGGUAAAAAUACUGGCUCCAAUACUACAGAAUGAAUAGAAAAAAAUGGCUUUUUUAUGCCAUCUUCUGUUGUUCAUCACUUUUUGAAGAGAAGCAUAGAAGAGACUUUUUAAAUUUAUUCUAGCAUUGUGGAAAUGACUACACUGUGCUAUAUAUACUACCAGAAGUCCAACAGAAAGAAGCUUAUAACUAUAGCCUCUUACAUUACUUUUUCAGCAUGAAGAAACAGAAGUUUUUUUUUUAACAACAAACAUUGUUGCCUUCCUAAGAACAUUCUUGAAUAAACUCAU